GUCGAGGUUUGAAAGGGAAAAGAAUAUUAUCGAGUUUCAAAAAUCCAAAAAAAAGAAAAAAAUUUUGGAUUGAUGAAAAUAACGAAAGACUUAUUAUUAAAACGUUAAAGUGAGAUGGCACGAGUGACUUGUUACAUGAUUAUACUGUUAUUCCUUUUGCCCGUUCCAUUCUCGUUCUCGAUGGAUGUAAACGAUGCUCUCAAAUAUAUACUUUUAAUUAAAGAUGUUCACAAGUAUUACAAAACGACUUGCAUCAUAAUCGUGCAUUCAGACAUUGAUACCGGUAAGUUUUGUUUCGCUUUUCUCGAAAAUUGUAUUAUAACAUUUGGAUUAAUUAAUUUAAAAUGCGAAAUCAAAGGGGAGCCGUUAUAUAUCUCUAUCUCUCGUACUUUCUUUCUCGAUUCGAGUGGAGAAAAGCAUAGGCGGGAAACAAUUAUCGUUUCAGAGUUGGAUCAAACGUCUCUGGCUUACAUAUGGUCCCGAGCUUUUUCUCAACAAGGUAUCUUGACGAUGAUCGCGAGCUUUUCCGAAUUAUCACACGAGAGGAAAUUUCAAGAUUACACGACACGUCCGCUGUGCGUCAUUAUUCUCGCUACGAAGGAGAACUUGAUUGAAUUUUCCACGAUCACCAGAUACAUCGACGUUUCGUUUUUCGUCUGGUUGGUGAUGUUUCUACCCUAUCAAGAAAAUUCUAUGCGAAAUUUUUGCCAAAAUCCUAUUGGAAAUCCGUUCAAUCUGAUCUUUAACACGGAGAUGUUGGUCCUCUGUUACGAUCACCCGGUUUUGAGAGAGUGGUACGCUCUGCGCGACGAUAAAACGAGAGUUUUCGAUUUGGCCACGUGGAAAUCUGGACAAGGAUUGAACGUAACUACGAGAAACACUUUGUACGCAAGAAGAAACAAUUUGUUCGGACAAACGAUGCGAAUAUCGAUCGUCAACGAAUCUUUGUUCAUCGAGAUGAAGAAUGGCGUUUUGUCGCUUUUUUGGGGGGCGGUGGUGAGAGAAUUGAGCAAAUCGAUGAAUUUCAAGAUCGAAGUGACCAGCAUAAUGUCGGAGUACGGUAGUUGGAACGAGGAGGAAAAGAUUUGGGAAGGUGUUAUAGGUGAAUUAGCAUCGAACAAAAGCGACAUGGGCGUCGCAGAAUUCAGCAUGACCAGCCAUAGGUUGGACGCUGUCGACUUUAGUUUGCCGUUGAUCAUGUCGCACAAGAGAAUAUAUUUUAAAAAGCCUGACAGCUCAUCCGUACACUGGUCCGCCUACUUGAAGACGUUCAACAUAGACAUUUGGAUGGUGAUAGUAUGCCUGAUCGUAUCCGUUCCGAUAUUUCUAACCGUUAUUAAAACGAGAGGUCGUGUCAAAAUGAACGUUCUAACGGAUAAUUACAUGCAUGUUUGGGGUAUUUAUUGUCAACAGGGAUUGUCAGAAUUUCCAACCGAGACCUCAAUGAGAUUGGGCUUCCUAUCGAUUUUCGUCUCGUCAUUGAUCAUUUUAUCCGCUUACUCCGCUUCGUUAACCAGUUUCUUAACAGUUUCCACGGUUAGCUUACCUUUCUCCACCAUGGAGGAAUUCGUCGAUCACGGGUCGUACGGAUUAAUUACGUUCAGAAACAGCGCUGAUUACGAGAUUAUAACUUCUAACAAUCGGAGCAUAACUUUGAAGCUGAAGAAAUUAAUAAAGGAGAAACACGAAUUGCCUUUGACGGCUCAGGAUGGAUUCGUACAGGUUUGCAACGAAAAAGUAGGAUUCUACUUGACCAAAGCUAUAAUGAACGCUAUGACAACAAUACCGUGUAAAACUGUAUACAUCAAAGCAUCAGGGAUCGAUAGUUUGGCUUUAAUCUUGACUAAACGAAGUCCCUACACUGGAUUGGUUAAUUACUUCAUACAACGGUACAAAGACAAUGGGGUGAUGAACAAGUUAAAACGCAUGUACUUCGUGAAAAAGCAAUUUUACGAUACCGGGUACAACAGUGUCACUUUGAGCGGAAUCGCGCCUAUCCUAUCUGUUCUGGCCGGUGGAAUACUUUUCAGCUGUCUUAUACUAAUUUUCGAGAAGGCGUAUCAUCAAUUUUGCAGCUGCGAGUCCAAGAGAACGUAUCAAUUCGUAUUUUGGCAGAAAUUUUUUGAUCGAGAAAUCGGGACGAAAGAAGGAAGGCGAGAUCAAAAUCUCGCGUUCAAAUUUAAGAAAAACCAAUUAUCGGAAAUUCUUCGUAAAAAUGAUUUUCUCACCUAAUUGCCUAACCUAGUAAAAUUGAUUCGAUCGCGUGUCUCUAAUUAUUUCAUCGAAACAACGCUGAUAAAACGUUGGUUCCCUAUCGGUGAGAGAAACCUCUCGUUAAUUUGUCGUAUAUUCUUCCAUCCUGAAAAAUCACUUUCACUUUAUAUCACACGGUAGCGAUCGAUAGAUCGUUAAAUAAUUAGUUUCCAUCGUGUAUCGUUUCUCUCGCAUUAACGGGACCCGGCUCGAAACCUUUCGAUCAUAAUUCCUUCUAAUAGCGUUAAUCACCGUAACAACUCGUCUUAUAUUAAACUCGUGUAAUAAAACGUGUUAUAUUUUGUAACGUUUACGGCCUUAUUCUUGUUAAUAAUAAUCGGCGAAAGUUUUCGUUUUUACCAUAUUAAUCCAGUACCAUCUGUAGAUCAUCGAUGAUCUCGACUAAUAAUAAUACAUGCAAGUAGCGAUUAAAGACAGAAGAAACGUGUUAUUAAUUUGAAAACUUCUGAAUCCGAAAUAUUCGAUGGAACAACCGUGGUAAUAACGUUGCGCAACACAGAUAUUCCCCUCCCUCCCAUGCUUGCAUAAGAAGAGCAAUUACACGUUGAUCGUGUUAGCGGCGAAAACUCGUACGAAAUGUUUGACCUAAGACCUUUCGGAAGAAAUUCACCCACGUGACUAUCUUCCCACGUGAAUCGCUUGAUAUCUGCCGGCUAAUCGAAACACACGCGAGGAUCCUCCUUUAUCCUCAUCCUUCGAUCCCGUCAACACUCUACGAUAUCUACGUUCAAAUGUUAAGGGAAAUUAACGCGAAAUUUGAUCGUGAGAAACUUAUACUUGCGCGAUAAAUAAAUCCAAUCCAGGAGGAAGAGGAAGAGAAAGAUCGAUCCUUUCGUAUUUCGCAAGAUAAGAAAGAAAGAAACGCGCGGUUGAACAGCGAGGAGAAAGGUUGGAAAAUAAAUAAAGUUAAUUAAAAACUUUGAAACUAACGUCGAAGUUUUUUGUUGGAUAAACAAAGGUGUACCGAUUAGUGUUCGAUUAUUAUCGAAU
This is a messenger RNA of Apis mellifera (honey bee), 3264 nucleotides long. Its product is annotated as glutamate receptor 3. The record is from RefSeq and is a predicted model, not a curated record. The transcript is spliced from 7 exons. Lineage: Eukaryota; Metazoa; Arthropoda; Insecta; Hymenoptera; Apidae. Gene Ontology annotation, cellular component: membrane. The coding region runs from base 115 to 2232 and encodes 705 amino acids. Gene Ontology annotation, molecular function: glutamate-gated receptor activity.